AUGCUAUCCACCCGCCGCCUCCUCCGCCGCCUUCCCUCCUCAAGACUCCUCGCUCCCCACCCCCGAAUCACCUUUAUCACCCAGCAGACCAGAAACCACAGUAACUGCAGCGCCGCCGCCCCCAUCCCCAAACCUAAAUUCAAACCGCCCCCAGCACCAUGGACCGUCUACUACACCAUCUCUCUCGAGAAACUCUACACGCGGUCCAUCCGCGAAGGCACAUCCCCCACCGAAGCACAGGCCGUCGCAGACCUGUUGAACAGUGCGUCUAACGAUAUUGUGCCCGCUGUCACAAGGGUCGUGGUGAGGAAUUUGUAUGUUAAAGCUUUAAGGGAGCUUUGGGGUGAUCGUGAUGAUGUUGUGGUGGGUGGUGGCGGUGAAGAGAUACAGAGCAACCGUAUGGUAUGUACAGGGCUCGAUGUACUGCUGGCAAUCAAGUACACGCGGGAUCCGGGGCUGAAGCGGACGCUGGGGGAGGGAUUCGAGGUACUGUGGGGCUUUCCGGCGGGGGAGUGGGGCAGUGUGGAGGAGGGGCGGAGGGCACUGGUUAUUGGCGACUUUACGGAUGCAGAGUUGGACGUUGUUAGCAGAGGGGCCUACGCAGCGGCGUUUGAAUAG
This is a messenger RNA of Morchella sextelata, 618 nucleotides long. RefSeq lists its product as uncharacterized. The record is from RefSeq and is a predicted model, not a curated record. The coding region runs from base 1 to 618 and encodes 205 amino acids. The transcript is spliced from 3 exons. NCBI's taxonomy places the organism in Eukaryota, Fungi, Ascomycota, Pezizomycetes, Pezizales, Morchellaceae.